This is a messenger RNA of Gamsiella multidivaricata, 924 nucleotides long. Its product is annotated as P-loop containing nucleoside triphosphate hydrolase protein. Gene Ontology annotation, molecular function: ATP binding; ATP hydrolysis activity. NCBI's taxonomy places the organism in Eukaryota, Fungi, Mortierellomycota, Mortierellomycetes, Mortierellales, Mortierellaceae. Bases 1 to 924 code for a protein of 307 amino acids. Gene Ontology annotation, cellular component: nucleus; chromosome. Gene Ontology annotation, biological process: meiotic recombination checkpoint signaling; reciprocal meiotic recombination. The transcript is spliced from 8 exons. The record is from RefSeq and is a predicted model, not a curated record.
AUGAAUCAAGGAGGAGAGCAGGCAGUGAUGAUGGCUCAUCAUUGGACCCUGCCUUGCCAAGAGCUCGAGGGCACUUGGGACAGCUUGGUAUUCGACGAAAUGCUGCAGAUCAAGCUGCUGGAAUACGUUCGCACGAUGUUUUUGUUCUCGGACAAGAAUGUGAAUCCUGAUCUCAUAUCAUGGAAUAGAGUCGUACUGCUGCAUGGUCCGCCGGGAACAGGAAAGACAUCUCUUUGUCGAGGACUUGCCCAAAAGUUAUCUAUCCGGCUUUCUCAAAGAUAUCGAUAUGGUAAACUACUGGAGAUCAACAGCCACAGUCUGUUCAGCAAAUGGUUCUCCGAGAGCGGCAAGAUGGUACAGCGCAUGUUUGACCAGAUCUGGAGCAUGGUCGAGGAUGAAGACGCCUUCGUCUGUGUGCUGAUCGAUGAAGUGGAGAGUUUGGCGGCGGCGAGGAGAGCGGCGUUGUCUGGAAACGAGCCCUCGGAUUCGAUAAGAGCUGUGAAUGCGCUACUCACUCAGAUUGACCGACUGAAGAAGCAAAAAAACGUCUUGAUCCUGACGACUUCCAAUAUCACAGAGGCAAUUGAUAUCGCGUUUAUUGAUCGGGCAGAUAUCAAGCUGCACAUUGGCCUUCCGUCGCAGCAAGCGAUCUAUAGCAUCCUCUACUCUAGCAUCAAGGAGCUCGAGCGGGCAGCCAUUAUCCAAUCUCAAGUGAGCCCUAUGAUCAUCUAUAACUUCGAAGGAGAGCAGAUACAGGUGGCAGUAUCUCGGAAGCUGUAUGAUAUUGCCGGCCUGGCAUUGGGGAUGAGUGGCCGGAUCAUUCGCAAGCUCCCCUUUCUGGCGCAUGCCGGAUACAUUCAAGUAGGACGAGCAGUGCUGUCCAAGGUUUAUCUCUGUGGAAGGGAAAAAAAUAAUAAUUAUUAA